Messenger RNA from Symbiodinium natans, 1152 nucleotides. NCBI's taxonomy places the organism in Eukaryota, Dinophyceae, Suessiales, Symbiodiniaceae. The record is from the annotation of a GenBank genome assembly.
AUGCAGCGCUUACGACCCCAGCGCCUGGCCGCGGCGGUGCGGCGCAAGGCCACGCAGAGCGGCACCUGGCUCGAGGGUGAGCUCAAGUUGGACACCAACAUCGUUCAUGCAGCAGUGACGCCUGAGCCCAGGAGUGGUGCCAUCCUCACCCCUCUCUUCCUGUCCACCACGUUCAUCCAGGAGUCCGUGGAGAAGUACCUGGAGAAGGGCUACAGCUACUCCCGCACCAACAACCCUACGGUCACGGCCCUGGAAGAGAAGCUGGCCAAGGUGGAGAACGGGUUUGGCGCCUCCUGCUUUGGCACUGGCAUGGCCGCCACGACGAGCGCCAUCUCGGCGACCAUGCAGGCGGGUGAUCAUUGUGUCAUCUCGGACUGCUCCUAUGGAGGAACCAACAGGUCUUGCAGAGAGUUCUUCACGCCCCUGAACAUGGAGUUCGACUUCGUUGACUUCCGGGACCCGGAGAAUGUCAAGAAGGCCAUGAAGCCCAACACGAAGCUGGUGUUCAGCGAGACGCCGGCCAACCCAGUUUUGUCCCUCACCGACAUCGAGGCUGUUUCAAAGAUCGCCCACGAGGCCGGUGCCAAGCACGUAGUGGAUGCCACUUUCGCCACGCCGGUCAUCUGCCGGCCACUCGACUGGGGAGCAGACAUGGUGAUUCAGAGCCUCACAAAGUACUACGAGGGUCACAACAUGAUGACCGGAGGUGCUGUGAUCAGCAAGGAUCAGGCCAUGCACGAGAAGGUCAAGUGGGUGCAGAACGUCCACGGCAACAUCAUCAACCCCUUCGCGGCAUACAUCAUCCUCCAGACCAGCAAGACCAUGCAUCUGCGGAUGAGGAAGCAGAGUGAGAAUGCCAUGGCCAUCGCCCAGUUCUUGGAGAAGCACCCAAAGGUGACGAAAGUGGUGUAUCCUGGGCUGGCCUCUCACCCGCAGAAGGACUUGGCAGACAAGUACCACCGCGACGGCCUUCACGGCGGCAUGCUGUGGUUUGACAUCGUCGGUGGCUCCGCGGCGGGCACGAAACUCAUGAACGUUUGCCAGCGCCCAUGGAGCUUGUGCGAAAACCUGGGUGCCACUGAGAGCAUCAUCACAGCGUGUGCCGUCAUGACCCACGCCAACAUGCUGAAGGAGGAGCCUUUGCCAGAGUAA